GCUCAAAUCCCUUUUACCCCUCGGAGGAAGAGACCAAAACCAGGUUCUCUCGGUCAAUCCCAUGUCCUCUCUGAGAAACAAUCUCACCUCUAUUAAUCACCAUUAAAACUAGGAGCAAUCCGAGGCCUCUUUCUAAUUAUGCUCAUAAAUCUUGCUAUCUAUCACCAUUGAAAGCCUUGAUUUUCUCACCCAUCUUCAAUUUGUUGACUGAUGAUGUCUUCUAAUCAGGAAUCAGAGCAGAAAAAUGGAGGUGGAGAAAGAAGGAGCACGUUGUUUGGUAAGUAUGAAAUGGGAAGAUUACUGGGGCAAGGAACAUUUGCGAAGGUUUAUUAUGCGAAAGAAAUCCAUUCCGGAGAAAGUGUAGCCAUUAAAAUCAUAAACAAAGAUCAAGUAAGAAAAGAAGGAUUGAUGGAACAAAUCAAAAGAGAAAUCUCUGUUAUGAGAUUAGUUCGUCAUCCGAAUGUUGUUGAGCUUAAAGAAGUUAUGGCUACCAGAGGAAAGAUCUUUUUCGUCAUGGAAUAUGUUCGUGGCGGUGAACUUUUCGCCAAAGUCGCAAACGGUAAACUCACAGAAGACACUGCAAGAAAAUAUUUCCAACAAUUAAUUUCUGCGGUUGAUUUCUGUCAUAGCCGUGGCGUCUCUCAUCGUGAUUUGAAACCGGAAAAUCUUCUGUUAGAUGAGAAUGAGAAUCUAAAAAUCUCAGAUUUCGGAUUAUCAGCUCUACCUGAACAUCUGAGAAACGACGGAUUACUUCAUACUCAGUGUGGAACUCCAGCUUAUGUUGCUCCGGAAGUUUUAAAGAGGAAAGGUUAUGACGGAUCGAAGGCGGAUAUCUGGUCGUGCGGUGUUAUUCUCUAUGUCCUGUUAGCCGGAUUUCUUCCGUUUCAGGAUGAGAAUAUCAUGAAGAUGUAUAAGAAAGUUUAUAAAGCAGAGUACGUGUUUCCAAGAUGGUUUUCUCAUGAUUCAAAGAGAUUGAUAUCAAAAUUAUUAGUUUCAGAUCCAGAGAAGAGGAUUUCGAUCGAAUCGAUUAUGAAGGUUUCGUGGUUCCAUAAAGGAUUUAGUCGUGCAUCAUCGUUUGUUAAUCUGGCAUCAAUGGGAGGAGGAACAAGUCCAUUCAAAUUCGAUGAUGAUAAUAAUAAUACUAUAACCAAAUCAGUGUCGAAAACUCCAUCGCCAACGAAACCAACAAAACCAGCUUUUUUCAAUGCAUUUGAACUGAUUUCAUCAAUGUCAUCCGGAUUUGAUUUGUCAAAUUUGUUUGAGAGCAAGAAGAAAACGAAAUCAAUGUUUACUUCGAAAUUAUCAGCUGCAGCGAUCAUGAUGAAAUUAGAAUCAGUGGCCAAAGGAUUAAGAUUCAAGGUCGCCAAAGUAAAAGCAUUCAAAGUGAAAAUGCAAGGUUCAGAAGAAGGAAGGAAAGGGAAAUUGUUGAUAACAGCAGAAGUUUUCGAAGUUGCACCGGAAGUAGCCAUUGUUGAAUUCUCAAAAUCAUCUGGAGAUUCGUUGGAAUAUGAUAAAUUCUGCGAGGACUGUGUCAGGCCUGCUUUGAAAGAUAUUGUCUGGUCGUGGCAAGGAGAUGAUAAUGAUAGCUCCGUCGAUGGUAACAGUAGUGUUACCGGAAGUACUAGUUAUGCGGACUUGCAAGAGUUGGCCGUUAACUGAAGAGGGGGGUGUAAAUGUAAAAAUUUAAUUAUGUCUGCUUUUUGAAAUGGUGAGAAAAAAAGAGAGGGUGUCUUUUGUAAAUAUAUAUAUAAUACAGGGGGGAAGUGUGUGUACGUGGGUGUGUGUGUCGGGUUUUGUUAAUGUGACCCGAAAGAGAAGGGUGUACAUUUCCACUGUUCUUUUUUUCUUUUCUGUUCUUUUUGAUUAAUGAACACGAAAUUAAUAAACACGAAAACAGUACAAGUUGUCCGAUUCCUUUGA
This is a messenger RNA of Papaver somniferum (opium poppy), 1920 nucleotides long. RefSeq names its product CBL-interacting serine/threonine-protein kinase 5-like. Lineage: Eukaryota; Viridiplantae; Streptophyta; Magnoliopsida; Ranunculales; Papaveraceae. The transcript has a single exon. The coding region runs from base 211 to 1659 and encodes 482 amino acids. The record is from RefSeq and is a predicted model, not a curated record. Gene Ontology annotation, molecular function: ATP binding; protein kinase activity. Gene Ontology annotation, biological process: protein phosphorylation; signal transduction.